Messenger RNA from Macadamia integrifolia, 1928 nucleotides. Its product is annotated as probable L-ascorbate peroxidase 6, chloroplastic/mitochondrial. Lineage: Eukaryota; Viridiplantae; Streptophyta; Magnoliopsida; Proteales; Proteaceae. The record is from RefSeq and is a predicted model, not a curated record. Gene Ontology annotation, molecular function: peroxidase activity; heme binding. Gene Ontology annotation, biological process: hydrogen peroxide catabolic process; response to reactive oxygen species; cellular response to oxidative stress.
UCACAGCGUCGGCGGCCAUUUAAAAAAUAGAGCAAUAGAAUUGCGCUUGGCCACCUCCCAUUGGACUGGUACUCAUUUUGUCUGUGAAAAUGCCAAAUAAGAUUUAACAAUUUAUGGAAAGAAGAGAGAGCAAUUGUACGGUGGUUGAAUUUGGAAAUGUGAACAUUCAGGAUUUAGAAAAGGGAGACGAAAGCACAACAUAAUCACAGAGAAAAAAAGAUCAAUAGCUGAACAACCCAGUGAACAGGAACCCAUGUUUUAAGUUCCUUUGGGAAAACAGAGCAACCAAGCCUUACCCAACAACUUUAAAGUCAUGGCAGAGGCUCUGUCAUCAAUAUCAUCAUCAGCAAUGGCUUUCUCGACUAACCCUUGUCGACUUCUCCCAUCGGCCUCAACUGCCAAACCCUCGUCGCUUCCACUUCCCUCUUCCCCUUCUCUUUCUUUUUCUUCUCUCAAAUCAACCAGAUCGUCUUCUCUACUGCCUUCUUUCGUUCUCCGCCAGAAACUCCAGAGGAGGUCGUUGGUUCGAAGACCUAAUGCCGGAAGCACAGUCGUGACCCCAACUUGCUUCGCGUCUGAUUCCGAACAGUUGAUUAGUGCUAGAGAAGAUAUCAAGGAACUUCUGAAGACUACAUUUUGCCAUCCAAUUUUGGUUCGAAUUGGAUGGCAUGAUUCUGGAACCUAUGACAAGAACAUUGAAGAGUGGCCACAACGAGGUGGAGCUAAUGGAAGUUUGAGAUUUGAAAUAGAGCUGAAACAUGCAGCUAAUGCUGGUCUUGUAAAUGCAUUAAAGCUUCUUCAGCCUGUCAAAGACAAGUAUCCAGGUGUGACAUAUGCAGAUCUGUUCCAGUUGGCUAGUGCAACAGCUGUGGAGGAGGCUGGAGGCCCCAAAAUUCCCAUGAAAUAUGGACGAGUUGACAUAUCUGAACCUGAGCAAUGUCCACCAGAAGGGAAGCUCCCUGAUGCUGGGCCCCCUUCACCUGCUGGUCAUCUACGCGAUGUCUUCUAUCGGAUGGGGUUUGGUGACAAGGAUAUAGUUGCAUUAUCUGGAGCACACACAUUGGGAAGGUCUAGACCAGAGCGCAGUGGAUGGGGAAAGCCAGUGACGAAGUAUACUAAAGACGGUCCUGGAGCACCUGGAGGACAUUCAUGGACCGUUCAGUGGUUGAAGUUUGACAAUUCCUACUUCAAAGAUAUAAAAGAGAGAAGGGAUGAAGAUCUGCUGGUUUUGCCAACUGAUGCUGUUAUUUUCGAAGAUCCGACAUUCAAGGUAUAUGCUGAGAAAUAUGCAGAAGAUCAAGAAGCAUUUUUCAAUGACUAUGCUGAAUCCCACGCCAAACUCAGCAAUCUUGGAGCCAAAUUUGACCCUCCUGAGGGUUUCUCAAUAGAUGAUGGCUCGGUGAAGGCUGAACCAGAAAAGUUUGUGGCAUCAAAAUACUCAUCUGGGAAGAUCAUAAUGAAAGAAACCCUAAAUCCUAUAGUUAUAUUCUUUAGUGAGGAAACAUAUCUUGCAUUGACAAGAAAGACUUCCAAAUGGAAGUUCACCCAUACAAUGCUUUUCAAUAUUUUCUGUUCAUGGUUUCUGCGGGCUUAAGAAACAAGAAUCCUGUUUUGUGGUUCCGUCCCUUUUAAUAACAACACAAGAUGAAGCUAUUUCGAAACAACGCGAACUCACACCUAAAACUUGGAAAUCAAAAAGUGAAGGAAAUGAGAAUAAGAAUUAAAUAUGUUUGCAUAUUUGAAUUGCAGAGAGAGCCUUCUGAGGGCUAUGAAGCAGAAGAUUCAGAGGGAGUAUGAAGCUAUUGGUGGAAGUCCAGAUAAUUCUCUUAUGUUUGAACUAUUUUUAUUUUGAGUAUCAUGAUAAUGGUUCCUGUUUUGGCUUUUUUUAACAUCUCUGAUUGGUUACUAAAUUUAAUUUCCUUUUUUUA